Messenger RNA from Solanum tuberosum (potato), 339 nucleotides. RefSeq lists its product as uncharacterized. Bases 1 to 339 code for a protein of 112 amino acids. NCBI's taxonomy places the organism in Eukaryota, Viridiplantae, Streptophyta, Magnoliopsida, Solanales, Solanaceae. The record is from RefSeq and is a predicted model, not a curated record. The transcript has a single exon.
AUGGUGUUUGGGAAAUCGUAUCACCUCCCAGCUGAAUUAGAGCAUAAAGCAUACUGGGCGAUCAAAAAGUUAAAUCUGGAUGCUGAGUUAGCUGGUAAGAAAAGGAUAACGCAGCUGCAUGAGUUAGAAGAGUUUAGGCUUCACGCAUAUGAGAAUGCCAAACUUUACAAAGAGAAGACCAAGAGGUGGCAUGACAAGCAUAUUGUGUCACGCACCUUUGAGCCUGGUCAAUUAGUGCUGCUAUUUAAUUCACGAUUGAAGUUGUUCUCCGGAAAGCUUCGAUCUAAGUGGAGUGGUCCGUUUGAAGUUGUGAGGAUGACCCAACAUGGUGCGGUGUAG